UGUCCUUUUGUUUAGCUAACGUUGGAAUCAAACUUGCCAGCAAACGGCAAAGCUGCUGUGAAUGUUUGUGUCUCAGUCCUCCUGCUUUCGUCUGUCAAACAUGUUGCAAAGUCCUCUCCUGCUGGCAUGGCUAACACUGACAUCCGAACCCAUUGAGUGUCUACAAGGAGUUGGAAAUUCCCUUGGUAUUAAUAUCAGCAACACAAAUCAGGAACUAGAUAAAGCUCUGAGCAAAUUUGGUUUUGUUGGACGUAGCUGCAAAGAUAUUCAACAGAAAUAUGGUGUUCAAAAAGACGGCCUGUAUUACCUCAGCACGUCCAGUGGGGUGCUGUACCAGACCUACUGUGACAUGACCACUGCAGGUGGAGGCUGGACGGUGGCCAGUGUGCACGAGAACAACAUUUACGGGAAAUGCACUGUGGGGGACCGCUGGUCCAGUGAGCAGGGGAGCAAUCCCAACCGCCCCGAUGGAGAGGGCACAUGGGCCAACCUCAACACCUUUGGCACUGCAGAGGGGGCAACAUGUGAUGACUACAAGAAUCCUGGCUACUAUGAUAUCAUAGCAGGAGAUGUGUCUGUUUGGCAUAUCCGUAACAACGCUCCACUACAGAACUGGACGAUUGCCUCGGUCCUACGAUACCACACAGAAACCAGCUUUCUUACACUGCAUGGAGGAAACCUCUACCAACUCUUCCAGCGCUUCCCAGUGAGGUACAACAUUGGCGCAUGUGGCACUAACAAUGGACCAUCUAUUCCUGUGGUGUAUGAUUAUGGAGAUCCUGACACCACAAGAGACUUGUAUGGGCCACAUGCUAGAAAUGAGUUCCAACCUGGUUUCAUCACCUUCAGUGUGUUCAACAACGAGAGGGCAGCAAUGGCCAUCUGUUCUGGAGUGAAACCUACUGGGUGCAAUACCGAGCAUUACUGCAUUGGUGGUGGGGGACACUUUCCUGAAGCUGCUCCUCGUCAGUGUGGCGACUUCCCAAGCUUUGACUGGGACGGCUAUGGGACCAACAGCGGCUGGAGCUCGUCCAGAGAGAUGACUGAAGCUGCAGUGCUGCUCUUCUACCGCUGAGCCUCCACAGUAACACUAUAGCGGUCCACAGGAGAACAGGAUACAAUGUUUGGGAAUUAAUUGACGGUCUGCUUGGGGACAGGUAUAGCCUGUGUUUCUGAUAUUUGACAUUUCUAUCCCCAUAUUAAGUGGUGGAAAGAUGGUGUAAAUGCAUACAGUUUGCUGAAAGAUCUCAACCCCCCCUCCCGGUUAUUUUCUUGCUGAGGUCUACUUUAGGGUUAAGGAUUUGUCUCCUGUAGUCAGCUAGAGCCAUCAUUUCAGACUUCAGUGCAUGCACCUGUUAAUUUCCUGCCAUGGCACUUAUUAUAAGCACAUGAAAUAAACAUCCAAUGAACAGA
Sardina pilchardus (European sardine) is the source of this 1413-nucleotide messenger RNA. Its product is annotated as intelectin-like. NCBI's taxonomy places the organism in Eukaryota, Metazoa, Chordata, Actinopteri, Clupeiformes, Clupeidae. The record is from RefSeq and is a predicted model, not a curated record. Gene Ontology annotation, molecular function: oligosaccharide binding.